Molecule: messenger RNA, 878 nt
Organism: Pyrenophora tritici-repentis Pt-1C-BFP
Lineage: Eukaryota; Fungi; Ascomycota; Dothideomycetes; Pleosporales; Pleosporaceae
Source: RefSeq, a predicted model, not a curated record
AUGAUUCAAAAUGUCGUCUCCCUCCACAACAUCACCGGUGGCGAUGCGGUGAAAUUUCCCUUUUCUCCAGCCGACUACCAGCGCUAUGUGUUCGGCGACGAUCGACUAGCGCAUCGCUUUGGCAGGGAGCUCGCUAAGGUUUUUAUUCCGACCAUCUGCAACUCGAGAGACGAUUUCGCCGUUGCCGUUCUAUCCGAAAAGGUCCCAACGGCUACACACAGCCUCCGCGACCACUUCGUAGCGUAUCUCAAUCGGCAUCUUAUAGCGAAUAACGCGUCGCCAGCACUGAAAAUCGAUUUCCACCAUGUGGGAAGCAAUACGAAGCUACGGAACGGUCCGUCGACCAGCAAGAGAAACGCCUAUCAUAUCGACACUGAGCGCCUCCAAGACAGGACCCUCAUCGUUCUCGCCGACUUCCGAACAGGCCAAGCGUGGGAGGACCUGGUUAGAUCGUCAUUCGGCGCCCGAGGUGUCACGACUAUCUUCGCCUACUUGGCAUCUCUUGACCAGUCCACCACCACUACAGCCCUGACCAAAUUCCUCUCCUCGGUCAUCAGUCCCUCGAUGAAGGAAAUUCAGAAUAUCUCCCAACCGCCCAACUUUGUCAUGAACGAGUGCUUCGUCAAAUUUAUACUGGGAAGAGAAUACAGCGAGUUUUGCCCGUUCAUAAGACGGCAAGACGACCACUUCGUAAGGCUGCUGUUGGAUCAUGCCAUAAACGGUCACUAUCACGAUGAUCAAGAACAUGCGCACAAUGUGCAAUUCUUACUGUGGGAGGUCGAAGCGCGGGAAAGCAUGUAAUCAGGACGGAGGCCGACAGCGUUAAUGGCAAGACACUCUCACAGCAAUCAAUGGGCUCUGCAGCCCUGCAUGUUAAA